GUCCAAGAACGACUUUGGUACCGUCACCGUCGUCUCGGGUACUCUUUGCUUGCGCAUUUGCAUUUAAUACGCUCGCGAGAUUUUGUCAACAAACUUAUGUGGUACUUACCAUCUGUUAUAGACCUUAUAUUUGACACCAUUUGAUGAGAAUACGGAUAUACUAAGUACCGAUAAAAAAACAAAUGAGCGAAAGUACCAGUACAAGUUCGGUUCUAAAAUCAGGUGGUACUACUUGGUCGAAAUAACCAUACCCAGCAGUUUCGUGGUUACGCGAUAAUGAACCAUGCACUAACAGUGAUUUGAUGACUAUGUUGGUGAGACUUCUUGUGCUAUUUGUAGUGGUGGUUGGUACUGUUUUGGUGAGAAAAUGUGAGGGUGCUUCUACUGCCAGGGAGGCUGUAAAGGAAUCUAAAUCAGAUUGCAUCGAACCAUCCUGCCUAAACUGCGGCCCAAAAGGUUGCCAGAAAUGUCCCAACUUAAUCGUUUACCCCUCAAGAAAGUGCGUCGAUGCUUGUCCUUUCGGUUACCACGAAUCCUGGAGUACCAAGGUGGACUUCAUGGGGCUAAUAUGUGUCCAUAAUGGAAAUUUCUUGGGACUAUCUUCCGAUACUCUUACGAUUUUAACCGGAGUAUUUGCUGGACUAAUACUCUGUCUUGUAGCAUUCUUUGCAGCGUUUAUAUAUAUUAAAUUUAAAAGAAAAAAAUGUAUAGAGAGUGAUACCAGUUCGGAAAGUGAUGAGUCCACUCCUGAAAAAAAGGACUUUUUGAAACAACUUGAGACUUUAAGGCCGUAUUCUCAGUGCUAUCUAGAUAUGCUUAAUGAUACCAGACACCAGAUCAGACAGCUGCAUCAUGAGGGGGAUCACAGCGCUAUCGCAGCAUACAAACCUGUAGUAAGGGAUCUUGCAAAGAUAUUGUUUUUGUUAAACAGAUCUGUUGACACAGUGUCAAUGCCAGAUGACUGGGAACAUAUCUUAACCUGGGCUGAGAAGGCUUUAAAAAGGUAUAAGAGGAUGAGUGAUUCUUCUUCACAACCUCAGGUGGCUCAGCUGAUUAACUUUCUCCAAUCACCAAUAAUACCAAGUGAUGUCGAAGAGAUGGAGUACUCUGUACGAGGGAGUACUACUAUGAGUACCUUUAAGCCAGACCAACCGUAUGGGUCGUCACUAAGCCUUCAAACAGCUGCAAUAAAAACAUUUAGUACUAACUAUGAAAAGCUUUCGGCGUCUAAUUUAAAUCCGGAGUGGAAGUUUGAGUACUCCUUGGUCGGAACUUCGUCGGAGUUCGACCCAAUUGCUUGGAAAAGUAGUAAGGAGUUUAUAAGUGGCUCUCCGCUAUUUUUAGAGGACGACUUUUAUCAGUUAGGGUUUAGACCUCAAGAUGAGAUUACCACGGAGUUGUGAAUAUAAUUAUGGCUGCUGAGGUAAAACACAUAAACCAGUUAGAUAAGUAGUCUUUAAAAGGACUCUUGUUGUGGGUACCAAUAAAACGAGACGAAUUAUUUAGAUCUAUAAAUAACUGCAAUAGAGCCAAUUACGGAAAUUUUGAGCACUUCUUUAGCAAGGACUUCAUCAAGCUUUAAUUCUAUUGCUGGGAGAAGUUGCAGGUUCUUCGGCUGUCGAGUUGAAUGACUUUCUCUUUAUUUGGGAGGAUAUCUCCAGUGCUAUAUUGCGACUUGGUAUCUGCCGAUACAGUGACCAAUUUGACUGAACAAAAUAAUGGCAAAUGAGUUUUAUUUUAUUUUUUUAAUAGCUUAGACUUAGAAGAUAUUUAGGUUUCUAUGAAAAGCAUUUGUUGAGGAAAAACAAGGAAAUGAGUAAAAAGUGUGAAAAAGAAAUAUUACCUAUUACAUAAAAUUGUAACGCCAUAUGUACAGGAUGAGCUAACCUUAAAUUUUUUUCCUCUUUUAUGUAGCAUACAAAAGUAUUAAUGCGGUAUUCUGAUAAUUACUGUAAUUAUCUUAACUAAAUAUUUUAAUUAAUUUUGGCUAGGCAAGGUGGGUAUUGGUGCUACUCGCUACUAUUAGUGCGCCUAGGUACGCCUAAAAUUGGGUGCAUUAAAAACGUAAAUGAGAAAAACAAUUUAUAGAACAACAAUAUAGUUUAACUUAAAAAUGCGUUAACUAAGAAGUAAAAGAAAAUAUAAGUACUGCAUACACAUUAAAAUAAUAAAAAGGAUAGCAAAAUUCUCAAAUAAACCCCACAAACAUAUUGCACGCAUACUCAGAAUAUCUAAUUGUCAAAUUCAGAUCUGCCAGAAAUAUCUCAUAUAAAAUAAAAUAAAAUAUUUUUUGUUAAAUUACAAAAAGAGAAUCACAUACAAAAGUGGGAGCCAAUAAAAUACCAUACUGGAUUCACACCCAAACUACAACACUAUCUCUCAUUAAAAUUUUUCUUACAUUAGUUUUUAAAGCAACUAUCCCUAUAGUACCUUUUGCAGGUAUGCUAGUGCUACAGUAUGCUACACUUGUUGAAGUAUAUAAUAAGCCCUUGAAAAAGUAUAAAAAUAUAUAAAUGUAAUAUUUUUACAAAAUUUAAUGGUUAAGGGAGAAUGGGGAAUUGUGCGCACCUAAGCAAGAUGUGCUUUCAUGACUAAACCAUUGAUCUUAUUAUACUGAUACUUAUAGAAAAUUAAGAGCAUAUAUUAUACUUUUAUUAUGUAAAAAGAAAUAUUUGUUUAUGUUUUGUAGAACCAAGUACCACAACAAAAAAAAAACAAAAAAGUACAAAGCGCACAAUUCCCCACCCUAUGGGGUAAUUGUACGCAGAGGAUGGGGAAUUGUGCGCGUAAUUUAAAAUAUUCUUUGAUAAUAAAAAAUGACACAUCAAGAGCGUUUUAUAACGUGUUUAUUAACAUUUAACCGAAAUAAAAGUUUAUCUAAGUCCAUUAAACAUAUUUUUAAUUAAUACUGCAAUAAUCACAUAGAUAACCUUCAGCUCGAUCAGCAUCACUACAUGCCGCAUGAUUCCAUGUGGAACAGCCAACGCAUCUGUACCAUAGCUCCCUAUUGCGACCGAAUUCCCCACAAAUGCCACACACUUCGUUAGUGUUAUCUCUACGUUCAACAUCGUCAAAAUGAUCCGAAUCAUCUUGGUCGUCGUCAUCGCAAACAGCUUUGCUAACAUCAGAUUCACUACUUGUUUCUGACAACCUUCUUUUUUUCUUUGUUACCAAUCUUGUUUUUUUAGUGUUGUCUUCUAUCUUGUUAUCUGUUAAGUUUCUUUUUACAGUCUUAACUUUCUUGGCUGCUGUUGUUCUUCUUUUCUCCUCAGCUUUUUCUAAUUGCUCUUUCAUAGGGGUCGAUGUUAGUAUUUCGGAGCACUGUUUACCACGAGAUUUUCUCUUAGGCUUAAGUUUUGAUUUCUUUUUUGGAAUCGGAGCAAAGCUGAAAAACGGGUUGUCUGAUGUGGAAAGGUCUUGUUCGAAUUAACUAUUUUAUACUGAUUUACUGGAGAUUCCCGUGAUGUAGAAGGUCCAGUAGCAGGUGCAAAAUCAUCCUCGGUGAAUUUAUCCGGGUUCAACCGAUAUAUUCCAGCAGUUCUAAAGCCAGAAAGGGCUUUCUCCAUAGUAGCUUCUUUUAAAAAUGCUAUUUAAAAGUUCAGCUAAGUCGUAUUCUAAAAUUCUUUAAUGUCCUGUAUUGGUCAGCUGUAGAUCAAUUUCCCGAGAGAGUUGGUUUUUGAAAGGACUAAAAAAUGUUAGGUCCAGUGGCUGAAGGUGGUCAGAAGUAUGAGGUAGCAGAGACCAUGUGAAUAAAUUUGCUUUUACAAAAUAAAUAAGCUUCUAGCGAUAUAUGACUGGAGUGAUUGUCUAGAACAAAGAGAAUAGGAUCGUGUUCUGUAGGAUUGACGCUAUUUUCAAAACGUUUUAACCAUUUAAUGAACAAGUCUAAAUUGAUCCAUCCAUUUUUAGAGCAGGCGUAAAGAGCUCGAAUUGGUCCAUUUUUUUGUAGGGCUGGGGACAUUCGCUUCCUUGGGUAUAUUAGCAUAUGUGGUCAAUAGUUACCUCCAGCACUAACUGCAAAUACUGCUGUGGACGAACAAUAGUCCACGCUCCGCCGAAAUAACAGCUCCAACUUUUUUAGCACCCUUAGGUCCAUAAACUUUUGCACCAAAGUGACCCCGUCUCGUCCAUGUUAAAAAUCCUGUUUGGAGGAAACUUAUGUCUGUCCAUUACCACUUUCAGAGUCUCGAAAAACUCCUUGGUCGAGUCAGAGUUAAAAGGAGCAAUUCUAUUUAUGCUGGUGCCUUCUGGCUGCCUAAGUUUUAUUUCAAGAUUUCGUUUUAGGAACCCAUUGCCCGCUGCGCCCAAUUACCCCACUCUCCCUUAAUAAGGUGAAAACAAUUUUUAUAAUUUGUCAUUUUUGAGCUAGGUUAAAAAUAACCUACUAAAAUUAAAUAAAAUUACAAAAUUCCCAAAUAUUUACUGUUCUAUUCAUUUUUUUUCAUUCAUGGCUCAAGGAUGAAAUUGAAAUAAUUUAUUAUUUUGAAGUCUAUUAUUCCAAAUCGAUUUAAUAUCAGUUUUCCAACCCUUUUGAAAAUUUUACUUUUGUCACCCUUGUUGUCUCCCUAUUGACCCUAACCUACAAAAUUCGUUAUAUAUAUUUAUUUCGUGUAGUUAUGUUGUGAAAAUUAAAAAUCAGAGUCAUUUUCCUACCAUCUAUGAGGUUUAUUAUGUUCAGCUAUUUGAAUACAUCCAUCAAAAAAGCUAAACGUUUAUUUUUUUCUAAAUGCGUAUUUUCAAUGGUUCGGAAGCAACAAAACUAAAUGUAUACACAGACAAACAGACAUAUAAAAGAACUAAACAACUAAACCGAUUUUAGGUUAGGUCAAACUUUCUUGACAGUUUGGUAUGUCAAAAAAACAGCCAAUUUGCGCAUGUUUGAAUCCAAACCAGCUCCAAAUUCGUUUAGAUCUUCAUCCGUAUCGUUUUUUUCUUCUCUUUAUUUUGUUUAAAUUCAAAAUAUGUUGUUAAAACUACAAAAACCUUUUUUUUCCCUGUGUACAAUAGUAAUAAUAUUAAAAAUUCUUUCACGCCUCUCCUUCUCUUUUCUAAAACUGAGCGCGUGAGAUCCUCUGUAUAUGGCACAAAAAAUUACCUCCUCACAUAUACAGUUAUUAUAUGCACAUGUCCGGCUUUUUUUUCGUACAGAAUAUUUGUCUUGGAUAAAUUCGAAAAACGAAUUCAAUACUGAGUACGGAAAACGAAAGUUUGUGGCCAGCUUUAUGAACAUAAAGCGAUUUUUUGACUUGUACCUUUUUGUAUUACAUCAUCAAUCAUACUGGGCGCCACCUUCUUAUGUUAUUAUAGUAAACUCGUGAUUACCAGGUAUAAUAACUAUAAGUCUUAAGCGAAGAUUUAAAAAGAAGGUAACAAUUAAAAAGGCUCUUUCCCUUCAGAGUUUUUCAUUAAAAAAAAAUCAAAGUUUUCCAUUCAUCAAUGAAAUUACAAUAAUAAGCUACAUUCCAGAACCCAAUAAAUAGCAUGUUCAAUUAGGCACAUUAUUGAUUCAUUUAUAAAUAUAUUAGAACUGUACUCUUUUUUCAUUAAAGAUUGCAUUCGUUUUGAAUACCGUACCCUAAUGUACUUCUUUGUACACCAAUGCCAACGUGAGUUCUGGCUUACAGACAAUCUACAGUAUGGUAGCACCAGAUUAUGUCUAAUUAAAAACACAAAGAACUAUUUUAUUUCAAAUAAUAGAAUAUGGUUCUCCCAUGCUACUUUCUGACGAACAUUAGGUCCGAAGCAAUUGCAAAUAUUGUUUUCUCUGCAAGAUUUACUAUAAAAUCAUGAUUUAUGCCAGCGUUUUUGCGAAACAUAUAGAGCUGCACGUCCCAAGAUUCUGAUGAUGUAUUUAAUAUAUAAAUAAAAUUAAGAAUAAAGCACUCGAGAUUGAUCCCUGCCACAAACCAUGCCUCCCAGAUUACCCUAUACUGAUAGGGUUCAGACUGCUGUUGAAUUUUCUGCAAAUAUAAUCAUCAUUAUCUUUAUCAAUUAGCUCAUAUUCCACUGCUGGCCAUAAUUCUCCCUUGAUUACUUCCACCUUCCUAUUUUGUGCCUCCUGUAUCCAAUUUAUCUAGAUCCGUUUAAUAUCAUCAGACCAUGUAGUUGGUGGUUGUCGUCUGCGUCCUGUCUAGCUAUUCGUUCUACUGCGUCACUCACUCUGGUUCUUCUACGUAGCUCAGCGUUUGUGAUGUACACGUGAUUGUGAUGUGUUCCAAUGCACGCUGUGCCACUUUGGUUAAACGAAUUGGUAGAUCUAACUUUAAUAUGUGCCUUAACAUCCCAAAUGCGCCCCAAGUUAAUCCUAUCCGCCUAAGCAAUUUGCAAGUUUGAUUAUCUCUGUUUACAUGGAUUUCGUGGCUAAAAUACUUGGUGGGGUUUCUUCUACUUGGUAUCAUCUAUGUAUACUCCUUCACCGAGUACAAGGUUAGUCAUGAAUUGCGUUUUUGUCACAUUAAUUUUUAGUCUGACCUUAAAAAGAAGCAGAGUUUAUCCAUUGUAGCAUGUUCGUAGCAAGGUCGAGGCGAUCUGAUGUUAGGACUCUGUCAUCUACAAAUCUUAAAUAUGUUAGGCUUUUAACGUGUAUUUAAUCCUAGAUUUUCCAAAUUUACAGAUUUAAACUGAAUAUACUUGAGCAAUUUCGUAAAAAGUUUCGGCAAAAUAGUGCUUCCCUGCUGAACUCUAGCUCUAUUUAUUUUGAAUUUAUUUGUUAAUGCUGGUUUAUAGUGUCUAGUCUUUUUCGUAGUACAAGAAUAUCAGGACAAGUGAUUUAUUGCAUUCAAUGGAGUUUUCUAGAACUCUGUUAUAUAGAUUCUUUAGGACUGUUAUAUAGAUUCUUUAGGACUUUGAGAUGAUCGUGCCAUAACCUGAUGAAAACCCAGCCUAUUCCCUUAGCUGAUAAAGUUUUGCUUUUAAGCUAUUUGCGAUGAUUCGAAUACUUGUACAUGUGAGACAGCAGAUUAAUAGGAUAGUAAUUUUUAAUAUUGCUUAUGUCGCCUUUUUUAUGUAUAAGGGUAAUGUUUGCGUUGCUCCAUUGUGGUAUUUUUCCUUUUAUAAGACACUUAUUAAACAGAACUUAAAAGACUUUGUUUUUCAUUUCAAAAAUCGCCCUAUGCAUCUCAUGAACUGCGAUUUUUAGAAUUUCUUCUCCUUUUGAUUUAGAAUCUUGGGAAACAGAUCGCGGUAAUUUCCCUUCUACGGUUUCUCUGGAAAUAUGUUUUAACCCAAUUGAGAGCACACCAACACUACAGGCUUUCUUAACUAGCUUGGGAUCUAUUGUGUCGAAGACUCGACUUAAGUCAUAAAAUAGCCCGACCACACGGUCUCUAGAAUCCAAUAUAUCAUAAACAUGCUACAGACCCUUCAAGAUUAGAACUUACUCUGUCUGAAUAGUACAAGUCAAAUAUCUUAGAGAGUUAAUUUGGAACACAGACAAGUUUGUAGUUUGCUUUUAUCAAAUUUUAACCCUUUACCUUCAAAUACAGGAAAACAUUUAAAUUGAUCUUUUUUCGUUUCAAAAAUAAGUCAAAAAAGGUUUUCUUGAUAUUAUUGGAAAUACUGCUGCGAUAGAAUAAAAUAAAUUACACGAAUUAGUAGAUUUACAUUUAAAUAAUUUUGCUGAGCCCAAUUCCGUUUUAUGGUAUCAUAACUUUUUAAAAGCUUUUCAGAAUCUAUCUAAACAUAAAUAGUUUUUUUCGUAUUAAAAUUAUCGUAUUAAGACAUGACUUAAAUAAGAAUUUCUUUCGAAAAGUAGAAUAGGAUUUAUUCGCCGAACUAUUUAUAAGCACCUAAAUUAAAAUUAUUGUAAUGGCAAAUCGUUAGUAUUUCUUUAAUCUAAACGCAUUUUUCUUUUAAAUAUCCAGUUGCCUUUUCUUGCAAGCGAUCUUGUUUUUUAUAACUGUUAAGCUCGUCCCAACCGCCAUUUUAUUCAUGGCAAGAUUAUUGUUACAUAUAUUUUAACAAUCAGUAUUUUAGUUAUACGUAGUUCUAUUUUUUAGUUAUACAUAGGCAAUUUUAUAUGUUUGGUGUUUAUUUUUAC
Messenger RNA from Anthonomus grandis grandis, 8038 nucleotides. RefSeq lists its product as uncharacterized. The transcript has 2 exons. Lineage: Eukaryota; Metazoa; Arthropoda; Insecta; Coleoptera; Curculionidae. The record is from RefSeq and is a predicted model, not a curated record. The coding region runs from base 303 to 1403 and encodes 366 amino acids.